CUGUCUGAUCUCGUCUUACGAUCCAGUUGUCCUCCAGGUUGGUUUUAUUACAAAUCUAAUUGCUACGGCUACUUCAGGUUUUCUCUUUCAUGGUCAGAUGCUGAGUUUGAAUGUCAGUCUUAUGGACAUGGAGCUCACUUGGCAUCUAUCCUUGAUGAAUCAGAACUCUCUGUUAUCGCAUCACACAUCUCAGCCUAUCAAAAAAAAGACACAGCAUGGAUUGGUCUUCAUGACCCAGAACAGAACGGCCGCUGGAAAUGGAUUGAUGGAUCCAUGUACAACUACAGGGUCUGGGGUACUGGUCAGCCUGAUAACCUAAAAGGCAAUGAACACUGUGUAGAAAUCCGACCACAGGAGAGCUUCAAGAAAUGGAAUGAUGUUAACUGUGAUCAUCAAUGUCACUUUGUCUGCAAAUACAAGCCUUGA
Molecule: messenger RNA, 426 nt
Organism: Protopterus annectens (West African lungfish)
Lineage: Eukaryota; Metazoa; Chordata; Ceratodontiformes; Protopteridae
Product: regenerating islet-derived protein 4-like
Exons: 5
Molecular function (GO): signaling receptor activity
Source: RefSeq, a predicted model, not a curated record